GUGAUCAAGUAUCAUUUUAAAAAAAGAGCAGAGCGACACAGUGUCGGACACAGCUUGAACUUCCGUUAAACAUUGGAACCCGCCAUUAGUGCAUGAUUCUGCGGAGUGGCGUUGUCUAGUUCUUGAUGUCUCUAUGGAGAAAGUCGUAGGCCGUUUGGAAGUGAGGCGACUGACAGGGAUGCCUGGACUAAGCUGUAGAUUUUACCAGCAUAAAUUUCCAGAAGUAGAAGAUGUGGUCAUGGUUAACGUUCGGUCCAUUGCAGAAAUGGGAGCCUACGUUAGCCUGCUGGAAUAUAACAAUAUUGAGGGCAUGAUUCUACUCAGUGAGCUGUCCAGAAGACGUAUCCGUUCUAUAAACAAACUCAUCCGAAUUGGCAGAAAUGAAUGUGUCGUCGUCAUAAGGGUUGAUAAAGAGAAAGGUUAUAUUGAUUUAUCAAAAAGAAGAGUUUCCCCAGAGGAAGCAAUUAAAUGUGAAGACAAAUUCACCAAAUCAAAAACUGUUUAUAGCAUUCUUCGUCAUGUUGCUGAGGUUUUGGAGUACACCAAGGAUGAGCAGCUGGAGAGCCUGUUCCAGAGAACUGCUUGGGUAUUUGAUGACAAGUACAAAAGACCUGGAUAUGGUGCUUAUGAUGCCUUCAAGCAUGCUGUUUCGGAUCCCACAAUCCUAGAUGGACUGGAUCUGACAGAAGAUGAGAAGCGUGUGCUAAUUGACAAUAUUAAUAGGCGUCUGACACCACAAGCAGUCAAAAUUCGAGCUGAUAUUGAAGUUGCCUGUUAUGGUUAUGAGGGUAUUGAUGCAGUGAAAGAAGCUCUGAGGGCUGGCCUGAGCUGUUCUACGGAAAGCAUGCCUAUCAAAAUAAAUCUGAUAGCUCCUCCUCGAUAUGUGAUGACCACUACAACACUGGAGAGGACUGAGGGCCUCUCUGUCCUCAGCCAAGCCAUGGCUGUCAUCAAAGAAAAGAUUGAAGAGAAGAGAGGAGUCUUUAAUGUGCAGAUGGAGCCCAAAGUGGUUACUGAUACUGAUGAGACUGAGCUUGCAAGACAGCUGGAAAGGCUGGAGCGUGAAAAUGCUGAAGUGGAUGGAGACGACGAUGCUGAGGAGAUGGAAGCAAAAACUGAAGAUUAAAUUGCUUGGGAUGAGAGCUUAGGAUGUAAUUAUACUAUCCACACCAAACCAAUGAAGACACUUUUGAUUGAGAAGGUGUCUGGUAUUGAAAACUCCACAAGACAACUUGACAUUUUCAAGUUUUAACGAGACCAAAUUUUGAAGAGGUGGGAAAACAUCUGCAGAAUACUUGCUGCUACUUGUGCUGAUUUUUUUCCCCCUCAGAAGGAAGGUGCCUCUCACUAAAGAUCCACCACUGCCCCUCCAAUAGAUCAGGCAAUGUCUGAAGGCCUUCAUUAAUAUUUUCAUAUCUAACAAAUCCAGAUUGGCAACCAUUCAGUCCAUGAGGUUUUGGAGAAUUAAAGCAAUAUUCCUCCACAGACUGUACUCAGACAAAUAUUCAAUAAAUUUCUUGGAUAUUUAA
Molecule: messenger RNA, 1529 nt
Organism: Hemicordylus capensis (graceful crag lizard)
Lineage: Eukaryota; Metazoa; Chordata; Lepidosauria; Squamata; Cordylidae
Gene: EIF2S1
Product: eukaryotic translation initiation factor 2 subunit alpha
Exons: 8
Coding region: 134-1126 (330 amino acids)
Cellular component (GO): eukaryotic 48S preinitiation complex; eukaryotic translation initiation factor 2B complex; eukaryotic translation initiation factor 2 complex
Molecular function (GO): ribosome binding; translation initiation factor activity; RNA binding
Source: RefSeq, a predicted model, not a curated record